GACCGGAUGAACCUGAUGGGAAUGGUACAGAUGUCGGCGCAGCUGUUGGUGGAGUUGCAGCCUCUGUCCUUGCUGUGGGGAUCAUAGUAAUAGUCGCAAUGUGGUAUCUGCGAAAAAGGAGAGACAAUAGGGAUGAGAAAUCAGCCAGACAUCACGAUCACGAAACUCAAAGAAAAGCCCAUGAUAUCUCACAGAGCCAUUACCAGGAGAUGGAUGACUCACAGAUACGCGGACGUUCGAAUGAUUAUGACUAUGCUACUGCUGAUGGUAUGGCGGCUUCACCAAAUACACACUCUUAUUUCACAAUCGAACCAAUCACUGCACCAAAUGUACAACACAAUCCUGCUACUUCAUCCAAGGAAGACGAUUAUGAUUACAUCGGAGACAAACCAUCUGCCAUCAGCAGCAACUACGAUACCACGGCUUCGGUUGCCCAGUCACUAGGAACUCGGGCACAUUCUCGAGAUGAUGACUACGGCUACAAUCGCCUCCAGGAAGCACCAUGCACCAAAACAGUCCAGAAUGAUUAUGACACUACAGCUACCGCAGGCAGCACAGCUGGGAAGGAAUGAUGACAGGACGCCAGGCUCGCCUAAUGAUACUGCGGGGAAAAUGGGAGAUGGCUCUGGUGACUAUGCGGUUGCCGGACCAAUGCGAUGACCGCAUAUUUAACAAACGUUUGUCAUUUUGCUUUGUCAGCUGCUUCUACGUACGACCUACGUCUGUUCUGAGGAAAGUUAUAACUGAUAAAUGUAUCUC
This is a messenger RNA of Haliotis rubra (blacklip abalone), 759 nucleotides long. RefSeq lists its product as uncharacterized. The record is from RefSeq and is a predicted model, not a curated record. NCBI's taxonomy places the organism in Eukaryota, Metazoa, Mollusca, Gastropoda, Lepetellida, Haliotidae. The transcript is spliced from 2 exons. Bases 99 to 572 code for a protein of 157 amino acids.